CGGAGAAACCAAAUUUAGUGUUAGAGGGAGUGCAGAAUAUUCUAGUGAGAGCAUAGGCUAUUAUAUUUCUCGUACUAAAUUGUAAUAACUCAAACAAGCCAUGGGCGUAGAAAUUGAGACAAUCUCUCCAGGAGAUGGAAGAACAUUUCCAAAGAAAGGGCAGACGUGUGUUGUGCACUAUACAGGCAUGCUGCAGAACGGGAAGAAGUUUGAUUCCUCCAGAGACAGAAACAAGCCUUUCAAGUUUAAGAUCGGCAGACAAGAAGUAAUCAGAGGCUGGGAAGAUGGAGUAGCUCAGAUGAGUUUAGGUCAGCGAGCCAAGCUAACCUGCACACCAGACAUGGCUUAUGGGGCUGCAGGGCACCCUGGUGUCAUCCCACCCAAUGCCACUCUUAUCUUUGAUGUGGAACUUCUUAAACUGGAGUGAACGUGACAGGAGGAACCAAAAGCAGAGGGAAGAGGAGGCGGAUAUAGCCAGUCAUCUUAGAGAAUCCUGUUUCACUGUUCGUAGCAUCUUAAGUGUUCUACUUAUCUUCAGCUUCCUUGCCAACCUUGUCAUUU
Polyodon spathula (Mississippi paddlefish) is the source of this 561-nucleotide messenger RNA. RefSeq names its product peptidyl-prolyl cis-trans isomerase FKBP1B. NCBI's taxonomy places the organism in Eukaryota, Metazoa, Chordata, Actinopteri, Acipenseriformes, Polyodontidae. Gene Ontology annotation, molecular function: peptidyl-prolyl cis-trans isomerase activity. The transcript is spliced from 4 exons. The record is from RefSeq and is a predicted model, not a curated record. Bases 101 to 427 code for a protein of 108 amino acids.